This is a messenger RNA of Rubroshorea leprosula, 996 nucleotides long. NCBI's taxonomy places the organism in Eukaryota, Viridiplantae, Streptophyta, Magnoliopsida, Malvales, Dipterocarpaceae. The record is from the annotation of a GenBank genome assembly.
GACACACUCACGAUCUCAUCAAUGAUUUUCCAACAACCACACUUUUUUCUUCUCUGAUCAAAGACGGAUCAUUUAAGUGUUAGGGCCAAUAUGGUUUGGUUGGCAUCCAAACUUAGCCUUGACAAAGGGGAAAUGGGACUAAGAUUGUCUUGUAAAGAAACAAGGGAUUAUAAACCCAAAUUGGCAUUGAGAUAAGAAUUCAUAUUAAUUUUGAAGCAUGAGAUGUACAAACACAAAAGAACAUUACAUGAAUUGUUGAGGAAUUGGUCUGCAAAAGCCUAUCCGAGUAACUGAAUUUGUGGGAAAAAUGUCUGGCACUUACAGCCUACAGCGACAGGCUGCUUUAAAGCCAUUUUGACAAAACAAGGGACAAAAGUGGAUAAAGUAAUGGAGUGUGCGGUCCAUCCUGGACAACAUAAUCUGCUACCAUCUUUUAAAAAUUCAUGAGCUUGAAGAAGUAGAAGGCAAACUACCACUAAUAAUGAUUUAUACGCCAAAAGUGUAAAGUUGCGAUUUCAUGCGAUCUUCAAGAACCCUACCUGGACUCUUUUGAGCUAUUGGUUGUGGAGUAGGGACCAUUUCACAUAAUUAUGGACCUCAUCUUGAUGUAUCCCUGCAUGCUCGAAGAAAUAUUUUGCAGCUCUACGCAAUCUCCAUGCUAAUAAUAUUAAUGGCAACAACAAAAAUAAUAAAAGGGGUUUAGUUUCUUUAACAAGCAAAAAUAUAUACCAGCAUAUGUAUGCAGUAACUGAUGCUCUGCUUUUUCUUUAUGCAGGGAUGGUAUCCUGAUUUAUGUUACCAACAAUUUUAUGGUAAUAGUAGUAGCUUGUAACAUGGAAUAAAGACCAACUACCCUAACUACCACCUUAACUUCCUCCCAUUAUAGGCUUAAUUUAAUUUUUAAUCUAUUAACUAUCACCUUGAUUUCAUUUUAGUCUAGAAACUAUGUUUUAUUUCUAAGUGAUCUAUUAACUUUCAGAUUCAUUUCAAUUUUGU